AUGGAUUUUUCAAAAUCUACAAUUAAAUGUCAAUUACAUUAUAAUGAUGAUUUUAGAGAAGGAGAACCAUUUCUUGAAAGACACAAUAAAGUAAUUGAAAGCACCAAUUAUAAGAAAAAAAGUGAAAGAUGGGCGGAGAGAAAUAUUUUACUUAUUAUUGUUAUUAUUCAAAUUUGUAUCGUACUACUUUGGAUUCUUCAUGAAGCUAUAAGAUUUGAUCAUUCAUGUUCAUCUCAAUUAUCUUCUUCAAUGUCAAAUCCCUAUCCUAUUUCAAUGGAAUCAGGAAGUUUAAAUAGAGCAUCACGUAGUAUAAUUGAUGAAACAACUAAAGAACCAGAAAUUAUAACAUUACCAAAUGGUACACUUGUAAAAGUUAUUUCAAGAAAAAGAAAAAUAGUUGUUUAUAAAAAAGCUGAUGAAGCUAAUUUGAAUAACCUUCCAGGCGAUAAAAAUUCUAGAGGUAUAUUAGUUGGAAGAAAAAAAAUUCGUGUACGUAUAACAACACCAUUACCAAAUAUUUCAAAUAAUAAUAAUAAUAAUAAUUCAACAAAUAUUGGUGAAAAUAAACGUCGUCCUAUUCAAAGAAGAUACCACCUACUGACAGGAGCUAAUAGUAAAAAUUUGAAAGACCAUUAUACUUCAACAAAAAAAGAAAGUACUUUAAAUGGAAAAGUUAAUGUAUGGCUUCAUGGUAUUGUUAAUCCAAAUGAUCCAAAAUUUACUAAUAAAGGUGAAAUAAGAGCUGUUAAAGUAAAAGUAGCUAAAAAAAAACCAAAAAUAGAUUUGGAAGAUGUUGCACCUGAUAAAGAGCAUCCUAAUGAUUAUAUUAAUAAUCAUAAUGUUGAAAUUAAAAAUGAUAAUGAUAAUACACAUAAUAUUCAAAGUCAGUUACAAGAUACCGGAAGAAAGGUAUUGAAUGACGUAAUUGUUAAUAAUGUGGACGAGGGAAGUAAUGUUAAAGGAAAUGAAAAUAAUUAUGAUAAAAAUCCAUUGGGAUUAUUAUUUGGUUCUUAUUCUGAGAAUGAUAAAGAAAUUAUUAAACACAACAAAAAUGAGGAUAAUUUUAACUAUAUCGGUACUAAUGAUAUACCUCCCACAGGAAAUCAUGAAGAGGAAACUAUAAAUGAUAAAAAGAUUAAUAAUUUAAUGGAAAAUAAUUUACCAAAAGAAUCUUAUAAUAAAGAAGAGGAAGAACAAAGAUUUGAAGAAGUUCCAUCAAAUUAUUUUACACCAAUAUCUCCAAUAACGUAUUUUGAUAAUAAAGAUUAUUAUCAUAAUGAAAAAGAAGAAAAAGAAAUUAUUGAUGCUUUUGUUGUAUCAACAACAAUUAAUACAAUGAUAAAUAAUAAUAUACAAUCUCCUAGUAAUUUUACCACAGAAUUAAGUCGUUUCUCAUCAAAUACAACUUGUAUUUUACGUACAUUAUUAGCAUUUUGGUGUCUUGGACAACUAUCAACAUUAAUAUUCUUUUUAAUUGGACUUAUUUUAAAUUAUCCAAGUCUUCGAUGUUUAUUUAUUCCUCAUAUUAUAUCAGAAGCAUUAUUUACUAUAAUUGCAUCAAUAUAUUGUAUUACAAUAACUUUAUUUAGUACAGUUUUAUAUUUUUUAGUAACUGGUAAAGAAAUGAUAUUUGAAAAAUUACUUAAAUGGUUAGCAUUAUGUUUUAUUAUUCUUAUUCUUGUCUUAGGACAUGCCUGGAUAUUAGAUAAAAAAAUUAAAUAUUUUAAAAAAUGUGAAUAUAAUGAUGAGAUGAAAAAUAAAGUUGUAAAAAUUUUAAAUAAUGAUGAUCAGGAAAAGAUAAUAGAGAAUGAGAGGAGAACAUCAAAUAUGUUGUUAGGUAGUGGUAGUAGUAAUGAUAGUAACUAUGGUAGUAAUAAUGGUAGCCUAGUCAAAUUAUAUAGUCAUGGAGAUUAUGGAAGAAAGCUUCGUAUACCUGGAAGAGUAGCUAUUAUGUAA
Molecule: messenger RNA, 1956 nt
Organism: Strongyloides ratti
Lineage: Eukaryota; Metazoa; Nematoda; Chromadorea; Rhabditida; Strongyloididae
Exons: 3
Coding region: 1-1956 (651 amino acids)
Source: RefSeq, a predicted model, not a curated record